This is a messenger RNA of Postia placenta MAD-698-R-SB12, 1657 nucleotides long. RefSeq lists its product as hypothetical. The record is from RefSeq and is a predicted model, not a curated record. The coding region runs from base 255 to 1295 and encodes 346 amino acids. The transcript is spliced from 3 exons. NCBI's taxonomy places the organism in Eukaryota, Fungi, Basidiomycota, Agaricomycetes, Polyporales, Adustoporiaceae.
CCCGCAUGUCCUGCGGGCUGCGUUCUUCUCCCUCCCCCUACUCUCUGGCUGUCCAAUAAUACCACUGCAAGCGGACGGACACACAAGGCAGCACCGUAUUCUAUUAACCAAUCUUCUUUCGCCCAUUCCACUCGGGCCCCAGGAUCGGCCUCCAACCCUAUUUAAUGAUCGUCGCCUGCCUCCUUGAACCCACCGGGAUAUCUUCCACCUUGUUAUAAGCCUCGCUUUGCCUUCUUCCACUCGAGCCACUCGCCAUGUCUCUCACAGCUCUCCCCACCGAACUGCUCGAUGCCAUUUGCGAGCCACUCGCAUCGAAUGCAUCUACUCUCGCCAGCCUCGCGCGCGCUUGCGCAGCUACGCACGGAAGCGCCAUGCGCAUGUUGUAUCGCUCCGUCUCUGUUUCCACGUACGCCGGUAAUCUUCCCGUUGUCCACACCCUUGCCAUUCGCCCAGAGCUCGCACGACACGUGCGCUCUUUUGCUAUCGCGUUGGACGAUUCCGACGCCGUCCUUCGUCCGUACUACGCGCUGUUGCAGGCAGCUUUACAGCAGAUGUCGCAGCUCGAGUCGUUGGAGCUGUACGUCGAUUCUAGCGCGAGCUGGGUGCUAUUGGACCUCAACGACCCUUCCCGCCUCGAACACUUUGCGUGCGCCUUCCCAUUGGAUCCGAAUGUCACCGCCUUCCUGAGUCGCACGCCUGCGCUCCGCUCGCUGCAGAUCGCCGAUCCUGCACCGUCAACCGUCCCAGCCCUACACUCCAUGCACUUCCCGCUACUCGAAUCGUACACCGGACCUGCGUCACUUUUGCCUCUCCUUGCUUCUCGUCCACUUACGACGAUCCAUCUAUCCGGUGACCUCAAGAUCGAGGACAUACCCCACUCCGGCAGCGCUCCGGAGGCAAAAACGGGCGAUGUGCAGAUUCUGAGUGCUAUCACGAGUACACCGCCUGCACUUCUGCUGGAGACACUCGCGCGUGCUUACCCGGGGCUGGUCUGCUUGAGACUCAUGACCACCUUUGCAUUCUGGCAAGCGCCCGAUAUGACUUUGUAUUCUCGUAUCGCGGACACACUUGCGUCCAUGUCUUCCCUCACCGUCUUUGAACUCUCCGGUAUGCACUGGGAGUCUCGUCCAAAAUCUCCCGGGAGCUUGCCGGCCGUGGGUGGAGAACGCAAAGAGUGGAUCUCGCCACCUGUUACACCCCGCGCAGCGGAGAACCAGGGGGAGGCUGAGACUUUCCUAGAAAACCAGAACCAAAACCUCGGAUUCGGGGAAGCUUUUCUUGAUUGGUCGUAUUAGGGCUGCGGAACGACCGCUAUAAGUCCCGGAACGACAGUAUGCGUCUGGAUCUCUUUGUGCUACCCCAUUUCUUGUUCUGUUCGCACUAUACCCUUCCCUGUGCUCGGUUGUCUAACUUAUUGACCCUGUCGACUACCUCCUAUCACUGCCUAUCCGUGCCCUCCAGUAUAUCACCCAUGAGCCUGCAUAAUUCACUUCAGUGUCAGAACUGGUAUUUUUCUCUGUCAUGCUCUUUUCUGCAUGCCCCUCUUAGGGUCUUGUAUAGCAUUUCUUGAUCGAAUCUCAUGUAGCUAGCACAACAUCCGAAUAUGCGUACGUAGGUAUAAUAUGGUAAUCAUAAAUUGGAUACUUUACAAGAUGAU